Messenger RNA from Halichondria panicea, 3364 nucleotides. RefSeq lists its product as uncharacterized. The record is from RefSeq and is a predicted model, not a curated record. The transcript has 10 exons. Gene Ontology annotation, cellular component: nucleus. Gene Ontology annotation, molecular function: DNA binding. Bases 514 to 3063 code for a protein of 849 amino acids. NCBI's taxonomy places the organism in Eukaryota, Metazoa, Porifera, Demospongiae, Suberitida, Halichondriidae.
GUAAACAAUGGAACUUCGCACGACACGUAUUUUCGAACGAUUUAGCACCACGGUAAGCAAAAACAAACAGCGUUAUGCAGAAUCUGACCCUACACAAGCCGACUUACAUGCCUUAGGAACAAGCUGGGUUGAACAGCAACUUCGCAGCUCUUGCAAUGAUGACGUAAUAAGCCAGAAAACAAAAGUGUGCGAUAGUUGGAAUUUCGACAAAAGUAAUGUAUCUCCGAACUAAGGUACUUGCCGCUUUAACUAGCUAAUUUCGAGCUUCCCAUCAGCUUUAGCAUGUCCUAUUUAGUAUGGAGUGAACUUAAGCAAAACUAAAAUGACUGCAUUGCUGCUCAAAACAAACAAAACUGCUUUCGAACAAAAAGUGCUGAAUCAGCAUUUCAACGGCCCCCUAGGCCUUAAUUGGUCUAGUGCGCAUGUGCUGAUUAAGAAGUGUCUGUACCAGGCGUUUAAUUUUCUCUGUUGGUUUUACUGUUUACUGUUUCUUUGGUAGAAGAAGGGAAGGAGAUGGAGCAGAGCCAGAUGGGGCCCUGCCGAAGACCGCAGCCAGCACCGUCUAAACGGCAGUAUCGACCAUUUAGAGAUCGGAUUUUUGCUAGUAUAGCAGUGCCUGAUACAGUUCCUGCCCACCCAAAACCCAGAUCGACAAGGCCUGCACAUUACAGAGUCAAUUGGGAUGAACAAAAAAUAAGAACUGCGCUUGAGGCGAUAUUCAGUGGAAUGACUUUGAGUAAAGCUGCUCAAAUGUACGGCAUCCCUAAAUCCACUUUAUUUGAUCACAAAAUAGGGAGGGUGUUGCCUGGUGCUAAAAGUGGACAUCCAACUAUAUUAACAGAAGAAGAAGAGGAAGAACUAGUGUCAUUUGUCAUUGAAUGUUGUGAAAUUGGCUACCCAAAAUCACGACAAGAUGUAAAUGUAAUGGCUCAGAAGGUAGUGACCAAACGAAUCCUUAUACCUCAUGACCUAUCAAAUGGAUGGUGGCAAGGCUUUUGUAGGCGCCACACCAUUCUAACAUUGAAGAUGGCAACCUCUCUCUCUAUUUCUCGUGCAAAAGCAUCGUCUCCAGAGAGUUUGAAGUGCUACUAUUCUUUGCUGGAACAGAUCUUGACAAAGUACGGCUUAACUAACGAUGCCGCAUUAAUCUUCAACAUGGAUGAAUCAGGAUUUCCCCUCGACCCAAAGCCCCUAAAAGGUGUUUUUGUCCGUGGAGAAAAGAACCCUUGCUCAGUGUCAUCCGGCAAUAAAGCUCAAAUAACAGUUGUAGGCUGUGUCAGUGCAGGUGGGCAAUGUUUGCCGCCGAUGAUUGUCUGGCCCCGAAAAACAAUGCCCCCAAGUUUAGCUGUUGGAGAAAUACCAGGCUCAGUUUAUGGGCUGAGUGACUCCGGGUGGAUGAAUCAGCAUCUCUUCUGCCGGUGGUUUAAACGCCACUUUCUGCGGUAUGCACCUGCUGCUCGACCACUGUUACUAUUACUGGAUGGGCACUCAUCCCACUAUUGUCCUGAAACCCUCAAGUUGGCCCAAGAAGAGGAAGUCAUUAUUCUAGCCUUACCACCUAACACUACACAUUUGACCCAACCUCUUGACAAGGGAGUGUUCGGACCGCUUAAAAUGAAAUGGAGGCAAGUGGUACACGAUUUUCGUGUCAGCCAUUCUGGUCAGGUUGUUAACCAGUACAAUUUCUGUCGACUCUUUAGCAAGGCCUGGAUUGAGGGAAUGACAGCUAUCAAUAUCUGUGCAGGUUUCAGAACAACGGGCAUACACCCUCUCAAUGCCGACAUCCUGAAGAUCCCAUGCCAGACCAAGACUGACCACAAGUUCAUUGACUCAGAUGAAAUGCAACCCUUUACACCUGCCAAAAGACAAGUUUUUUAUGAAGAUUGUUUUUCAUCUGACUCCUCAUUCAGCAGUGUUAGUGACUAUCAACAAAUUGAAAGACAAAAUACCAUAGAGAUGACGAACAUUGAAAACGUACCUCAGCGAAAAUUCAAAACUAAAUCAUCUGAUUGGGAAAAUGACCCAGAAAAUCUCAUUCUUACUUCUGAACAAAGUGUGGCUAAUGCCAAAGCGAAGAAAAGAGUUAAAGAUGUCAGAGAACAAAAGAAAGUCGAGAGAGAACAAAAGAAACUCACGACUCCAAAGGGCUCAAAGAAAAGAACAAGUAAAGCGAACGAUGUCCAUGAUGAAGAUGUCGUGAUAGUUGAGAUGAAUACUACGCCAUUGGACAAUGAAAAUCCGAAAGGUACCCAAGUAUCUGUAUACGGAUCGUCUUCCUCCCUCUCGUCAUGGAUUAGCAUCCUUGGUCUCUCUCAGAACGAUCAGCAGCUUUUAAGGAGUGGUCGAUGGCUAACAGCAAAUCAUAUGGCUGCAACCAAGUACUUGCUAAGAAAACAAUUUCCAUUACAGAACGGCCUUCAAGAUACCCAUCACCUUCAAGUCAAUCAUGUGUGGAGGUCGACCCCACAGGAGUUUGUUCAGAUGGUGUACGUCGAUCUGUCUCACUGGAUUUGUGUAUCAAACAUUGGUUGUGAUCAAGGGUAUGUUGAUGUUUAUGACUCCAUGAUAAUUAUCCCUGAAGAAGACAGCAGUGUUGUGCGACAAGUGUGUACCAUUCUGAAAACCCAAAACAAUGAUUCCAUCGGCAUCAACAUUGUUAACGUUCAACAACAGUUUGGUGGGGCUGAUUGUGGGCUUUUUGCCUCAGCUGUGGCAACAGAUCUCUGUUUCGAUAUCGAUCCUUCUACUGUUAGCUACCUACAGGCUGAGAUGAGGCCACACAUGGAACUGUGCUUUUCUAACAAAAACAUGAGCCGCUUUCCAUCAGUUGAUCGUACGGUCAAGAAGAGAGUACACGAAACAGUUCACUUUGAUAUCUAUUGUGUCUGUCGGCAACCUCAGGGUCUUCAACAAGUAGUCUGCUGUGACGAAUGUAACCACUGGUUUCACUCCGAUUGUGUUAUUGAGGACCACGUGGACUUAGAAUCGAUGGAGGAAUGGCGCUGUCAUUCUUGUCAUGUGACCACAGCACCUGAUACCACAGCUAUAGUGACCCCCCUCUAGUUCCCUCUGUAACUCUUGGGUCAGACGAUGGUGUAACUGCCCCAAGAAAGGGUGUGGGUAAGACGAUGAGCACUCGCAGCAAGAAGUCUCAUGUGACAACUGCACCUGAUGUCACUGCACCUGAUGCCACAGCUAGUGACCCCCCUCUAGUUCCCUCUGUAACUCUUGGGUCAGACGAUGGUGUAACUGCCCCAAGAAAGGGUGUGGGUAAGACGAUGAGCACUCGCAGCCAGAAGUCUCAUGUGACAACUGCACCUGAUGUCACUGCACCUGAUACCACAGCUAGUGACCCCCCUCUAGG